AUGGCCGGAAGAAAGCACUUUUUUAACUUUCUCGCCCUUGUCAUUUUAGCAUAUAUAGUAAUCAGCGCUGAAGCCCAGUGCACAGCUGAUGGCACCAAGUGUCAAUUCAGCUGUGGCAAGGACAGGCUCCUGCCAUCAUGCGCCGUUGGCUUUGCAGCUGGAGUCACCGGUGGAGCAGCAGGGCCGACAUAUUUUGUCACCGACUCCUCUGAUGACGCCGACUACAACAACCCUAAGCCCGGGACAAUACGCCACGCCCUACGCCAAGCCAGCCAAAGUCCAUGGGGCCUAUGGAUCAAAUUCAGCUAUAGCAUGGAGAUAGCCCUGACUCAAAAUCUCUUCAUGGCCAGUAACACCACUAUCGAUGGCCGAGAUGCCUACGUGACAAUAACCGGAUGGACACUGGUUGUCGAAGGGGUGAAGAAUGUGAUAUUGCAUAACUUUGCAGUGGCAAAUGUGCCUGAGAGUGAUACAGUGCACAUACUAAGUGGGUCUAGCCUGAUCUGGGUCGACCACAUUUCGUCGUGGAAUUCUGAACUAGGAUUGGUAUCAGUGGUCCAAGGGUCCACCGACGUGACGAUAUCAAAUUGCCAUUUAAGUAACCAUAACUUUAAUAUGUUAUUGGGUGCCUCUGAUGGAGACAAGAUUGAUGAGAACAUGAGGGUCACGGUGUACCGCAAUUUCUUUGACUAUUCCAACCAAAGGAUGCCUCAUUGCAGGUAUAAAUACACAAAGCUCUCCCCCCACUCUCAAUCAUAG
Messenger RNA from Amborella trichopoda, 759 nucleotides. RefSeq names its product putative pectate lyase P56. NCBI's taxonomy places the organism in Eukaryota, Viridiplantae, Streptophyta, Magnoliopsida, Amborellales, Amborellaceae. Gene Ontology annotation, molecular function: pectate lyase activity. The record is from RefSeq and is a predicted model, not a curated record.